Pleuronectes platessa (European plaice) is the source of this 1503-nucleotide messenger RNA. It is a transcript of the gene lcat, whose product is annotated as lecithin-cholesterol acyltransferase. The transcript has 8 exons. Lineage: Eukaryota; Metazoa; Chordata; Actinopteri; Pleuronectiformes; Pleuronectidae. Gene Ontology annotation, biological process: lipid metabolic process. Bases 126 to 1430 code for a protein of 434 amino acids. Gene Ontology annotation, molecular function: phosphatidylcholine-sterol O-acyltransferase activity. The record is from RefSeq and is a predicted model, not a curated record.
UUUACGAGGAGCAUGAACGCAGCACCAGCGGAAAGUAGUCUCUGUUGUUUUGGCCUCUCACAGCUGGAACAGAACUUUUCUUUAUACCGACCCUGUCAUUCAUUCAGUGGCUGGUGGAAGGAAUAAUGGUCUCCUCUGUGCACCUCUGCUCGGGGCUGCUGGUUGUGAUCCUGCUGGUCCUUCAUCACUCCUCAGGGUUCUGGAUUAUAAAUGUUGUGUUCCCUCCCAACACCAAAACCAGAGUCCUGAGUAACAGCACUCCGCCACUCAUCAUCGUACCAGGGAACUUGGGGAACCGUCUGGAGGCCAAGUUAAACAAACCCACGCUGGUCAGCUGGAUGUGCUACAAGAAAACUGAACACUGGUUCCCCCUGUGGAUCGACCUCAACAUGUUCAUGCCGAUAGGUAUAGACUGCUGGAUUGAUAACAUUAGACUUGUUUACGACAGGACGACCCGGCGGUCAUCUAACUCACCGGGGGUGCAGGUGCGAGUCCCAGGAUUUGGGCAGACGUAUCCCAUCGAGUAUCUUGACUAUAACAAACUGGCCGGUUAUUUUUUCAGUAUGGUUCAACAUCUGGUCGACGUGGGCUACACACGAAAUGAGACCAUCCGAGGAGCACCGUACGACUGGAGACUAGCUCCGAAUGAGAAUGAAGAGUAUCUCGUGAAGCUGAAGGACCUGGUGGAGGAGAUGUACGAUCAGAACCAGCAUCCUGUUUACCUGCUGGGACACAGCAUGGGCUCCCACUACGUCCUCUACUUCCUCAACCAGCAGCCUCAGGCCUGGAAGGACAAGUUCAUCAGGGGCUUCAUCUCCCUGGGAGCUCCAUGGGGGGGCGCUGUUAAACCACUCAGGGUCAUGGCAUCAGGAGAGAACGACGGCAUCCCGAUGAUUUCCAACAUCAAGAUCCGUGAGGAGCAGAGGAUGACGACAACGAAUCCCUGGAUGCUGCCGUCUGACAAAGCCUGGCCCAAGGACCACGUGUUCAUCUCCACGCCGACCUUCAACUACACCAACCAGGACUAUCACCAACUCUUCAAGGACAUCAGCUUUGAGGAUGGCUGGUACAUGUGGGAGGACACCAAGAACCUCACGAGCGAUCUCAUCCCACCUGGUGUGGAGACGUGGUGUAUGUACGGCGUGGGGCUUCCCACUCCGAUAACGUAUAUUUACGACGAGAAUUUUCCCAACGUAGACCCAGUGGACUUUGUUUACGCCGAUGGGGACAACACGGUGGACAGCUUCAGCAUGAGCCUGUGCAAGCGUUGGUCGGGGCAGCAGGAGAAGCCUGUCCAUGUGACGGAGUACAGAGGCUUGACCCACCUGGAUAUUGUGGUCCACGAAAAGGUGAUCAACCAAAUCCAGGACAUCCUGGAGGGCAAAUCAGACACACCCGAAGAAGUAGAUGUCCGAUUUGGAACUGAGUAGCAAAUAAAAAUGAAACCCGACACAUCCACACACACUGUAGCUCCUACAUGUUUACCCCCCCCUCGUCAUGGUC